AUGACUUCGCCGUCAAACCAAGCUGGAAGUAGCGACUCCCGUGCUCGGACCUUCCUGAAGAUAGCCGCAGUCAACGUCCGCGGCCUUUGUUCUCAACAACGACUCGCGGAUUUUGAAGCCAACGUCAGGAAAGUGAAGUUCACUCUGAUUGGAUUAUCCGAAACCCGACGCCCUAACCGUGAGUGUCUUCAACUUGGAUCAGGCUUUGUAUUAUACAAUAGUGGACGUUGCGACGAUACCCCCACAUACGCUGGAGUGGGAUUUUAUAUGUCCACAUGGAUGAACAAAAAGCUCGUCGGUAUCCGUUACAUCAGCGAUCGUGUAAUACAAGCCGAGUUCCUUAUAAGAAAGAGACGUCUCAGGAUUAUUCAAGUUCAUGCGCCGACUUCUGCCGCAGCAGAUGAUGAGUAUGAGCGAUUCCUUGACGAGGUAGAAGCAGCACGACAUCCGUUUAGAAGUCCAGCUGUACCCGAAAUAAUCUUCGGCGACUUCAAUGCAGUCAUAGGACGCUCUCUCAACCAUGAGCCUGGAUGCGGACCUCAUGCUACUGGUAGAAGAAACGAUAGAGGCACGACACUGCUGUCAUUCUGCUCCGCAAAUGGCCUUUUAGUCGCCAACACCUUCUUCAAGAAAAGGUUCGGAAGAAAAUGGACAUGGAGAAGCCCAAACGGAACCACCCGUACUGAGAUAGACCACGUACUAUGCCCCAACUUGAAGUUUGUCCGCGAUGUGACAACGCUUUCUGGAUGCAAUGUCGGUAGCGAUCACCGAUGGUACGAGUAA
Molecule: messenger RNA, 783 nt
Organism: Cooperia oncophora
Lineage: Eukaryota; Metazoa; Nematoda; Chromadorea; Rhabditida; Trichostrongylidae
Source: the annotation of a GenBank genome assembly